AUGCCUAAUUGGCCUGGCUCAACAAGCAAACGACCCUCUCUCCGCGAUGACGUCUCAGAGUCUGUUUGUCCUUCGGAUGAAUCGCUGCUGGAGCACCUAGCUCGGACUAUGGCCCAGGGCGAUAGGGCGAGCAUAGAGACACCACCUGUAGUAGCGCCCGUUCCUCGUCGUGCUGGGCCUUCAUUCGACGAACACAUUGCGGAGUUAAUGGCAGCCGGUCCUCCUCCACAGCCCCCGGUGCAAGAACCACCUCCCUUGGUUCCUCUCUGGCACCACCCGGGACCUGGAGCAUCUCGUCCCCAGAUUUCAGUCCGAUCUUCGAGGCGGAUCUUCCUCCACGUCCUGGUACUGUAUCUAUCUCAAAACCUGUACCCCCUCGCGCUCCUCUCCAACCACAUCGACGUUGUGCUGCACGGCCACCGCAAUUCGGUCCUCCACCCUCUGAAGCUGAAGGAGAAGGACAAUAUCCUCCUCCGGUCGUACCGACAGGCCGUGUUGGACCGGAAGGCGGUCGUCAACCUCGUCCUCAAGCGAUAUUGA
Molecule: messenger RNA, 540 nt
Organism: Sparassis crispa
Lineage: Eukaryota; Fungi; Basidiomycota; Agaricomycetes; Polyporales; Sparassidaceae
Exons: 1
Coding region: 1-540 (179 amino acids)
Source: RefSeq, a predicted model, not a curated record